Messenger RNA from Rotaria sp. Silwood2, 2433 nucleotides. Lineage: Eukaryota; Metazoa; Rotifera; Eurotatoria; Philodinida; Philodinidae. The record is from the annotation of a GenBank genome assembly.
AUGUCCCUUUGCCGUCGACCUAUUCGUCGAAUAGUCAUAGCAGCAAAAACUGGUUUAGUUAUCAAUAAAACAAUACUAAGAAGUUUUAGUCAACAAAGUAUCUAUAAACAAUUAGAAGCAACUCAUCUCAAUGCCCAACAACCUCAAUUAAUUGGUGAAGAACGACAAGAUGAUGCUAUAUAUAAAAUUUAUUUGAAAAAAGUUCGACAUAAAUCUUCAUCACGUCUUAAUUCAUCUUCAACAAUAAAUACACUUGUUGAUGAUACAAAUGAACAGAACGAAACAACCGGUGACACAUGUAAUGAUGAUCAUGGUGCAUUACUUUAUUCCACCAUAAAAGUAUAUCAAUUAAAAGCUGGUACACUUGAAAAAAUUGUUGAAUGUUUAACAAAUGAUACUGGUGAAUUAGAUGCAACAAAUAUGCAUAUUUUAUUUUCAACAUAUCGAACAUUUACAAAUACUCGAACAUUAAUUGAUACAAUAAUAAUACGUUAUCGAGCUGUUCUUCCAGCUUCACUUGAUAUGACUGAAGAUGUUCGACAAAAAACUCUUAAGAGUCUUCGUGUAGUAAUAACAUGUUUCUUAAAUUCAUGCAAAGAAGAUUUUUGUCAACCACCACGUUAUUCAACAUUAUAUCAUUUUAUAAAACAUGUACCUGAUAGAGAUUUACAAAAACAAGGUCAAACAUUAUUAGAAGAUUUUAAAAUCGAUGAAGAAACUAAUCAAUUGAAUAAUGAUAAUAAUAAAUCAAAAACUAAUGUUUUAUAUAAUGAAAAAGGUUUUGAUUAUAUACAACCAUGGAAUAUACUUGAAAUAUCAAGUACAAUAAUUGCUGAACAAUUAACUAUUGUUGAUGCUGAUUUAUUAAAACGUGUUUUACCAUAUGAAUGUUUAACACCAUCAACAAGUGGUUGUUCUCGUCGAACACCAUCUAAUAAUUCAAAUCGUACAUUAUCAACAAUUGAUAAAACAAUUGAAUUUUUUAAUGCUGUUGUUGCUCGUGUUAUAGCAACAAUACUUAAAGAACAAGAUGAAGAACAACGUUCACAUGUUAUUGAAAAAUGGAUUGAUGUUGCACAUCAAUGUCGAAAAAUAAAAAAUUUUUCAUCAUUAACAGCUCUUUUAAAUGGUCUUUUAUCUGGUUGUAUAUAUCGUUUAAAUACAGCUUGGUCUUAUGUAACACAAGAUUAUCAAUCAAUAUUAGAAGAAUUAAAAAAAGUUUUUGGUAGUUGUGCAGAUAGAAAAGAAGCAAGAGCUAUUCUUGAUAAGGAAUGUACAACAAAAUAUGCUGAUGUAACUGCAGCAAUUAAUGUAACAUUAGGAAGAAAAUUUCGUCAUAAGAUGACGCGUGAUCAACAAAAACCAACAAUGCUUGGUACAAUACCUUAUUUAGGUUUCUAUCUCAGUGAUUUGACAUACAUCGAUUCUGCUUAUCCAAAUACAAUAAUCAUCGAAGAUGAUAAUACAUCAUCAUCAUCAUCGAAAAAAUUAAUUAAUUUUGAAAAACAUCGAAAAGAAUUUGAAGUUUUAGCACAAAUUAAAUUAUUUCAAUCGGCUGCUAAUGCAUAUACAACAUUACAUCCGUUACCACGUUUUAAAGCUUGGUUUGAUAAUGUUCGCAUUUAUAAUGAUACUGAAAGUUGGGAAUUAUCUUAUCAAAUUGAACCAAAAGAAGUAACAGAUAAUUGUCAAUAUGUCCAACAAUUAUUACAAAAUAUUGGAUCUCCAGUACUUACAUCUGCAGAUAAACAAUUUCCAUCGGAAGGAUCAUUAGAAUCCUCAGUAAUAUCAAAUAAUAAUGAAUUGAUGACAACAUCAGUUCAAUCAAUACAAUCAUCACCAUCAUCAACAUCACUUGAUAAAAUGAGUACAACAUCAAAUAAUUCUCUACGUCAACAGUAUUUUCAACAGCAACUAUCAAGAAUAAAUAAAAAAUCUCAUUCACGAUCAUCAUCAGUAUCAAGUGUUUUAACGUCAUCAAAUGGUAGUUCAAGUCAAGGUUAUAUGUCAGCAACAGCAUCACCAAAAACUAAUGCUGAAAAUUCAACAUCAAGUUCCUGUGACUAUGAAGCAAUCAUUGCAAAAGUACAUUUUGCUGGAAAAAAUGAUCUUUUAUAUAAAAAAGUUCGAAUAAGAAAUAAUGAACGAACAAAUAGUGUAUUAAAAUGCAUUCUUGAUAAAUUUGGUUUUGAUCCAUCAACUAAUGAUCAAUAUUGUAUUGAGCAACAGUUACCUGAUCGAAAAAUUCUUAUACUUGAUCAUUGUAAUGUAUUUUAUGCACUUGCUCGUUCAUCAGAUGAUGAACAAGUUGAAUUAAUUGUAAGAGAAAAAACUCGACAAGAACGUCAAGCAAAAAGCAAUAAUUCUUUAAUUAGUGCUGGACAUAAUCGAACGCCAAGUGGAUUUAGUACAUCUUCUAUUCAUAGUCGUUAG